CUACAUGCGCUCGCCUCAGUUUGCCUUUGACGAAUGCUUUGACGAUGAGUGUUCCGACGAGUACACAGACAAUGACAGCAGCAGCAGCAGCAGAGGCAUGUCGGCGUCUAUGGUCAGUCUGGCACCACGCAAACCGCAGGCACAAAUAAGCAGCUACACUGCGUGCAGACAUGCAGCACAGGAUAUAUCGCCAGAACAUGUGUACCCAGAAAUGCACGGCUGGUCGCCGACACCGGUCUUCGAGCAUCCGCAGAUAGACAAGUUCGCCAACCGCAGCUUCCCAGGCUCUCCUCGCUUGUCUCUACACUCGUCACUCAAUUCAGAUAGUUCCGCUGGCCGAGUAUGCUCGCUGCCUAAACAGGGCGCGCGUCCUGGCCCAUCGAAUCAGGUGGGAGACCACUGGGAUGACCAAACACCAGUACGCGACAUCGAGAGCGAGUGUGUUCCAGGAGUCAUUCGGUACCGCGACCAACGAUCUCAGCCCACGCCGGGUUUCGACUCGUCUGAUCACUCAGUACCCAUUGCUCUGCGCACAGCUGUCAGUCAGAUCGAGUGCAGCAGCAGGUCGGUCGGCGACCAUGUACGCGAGCUGCCGUGCAAGCACAAGUAUCACUUGAUAUGUAUUGACACAUGGCUUGUAUCGCGCUCUACCAGCUGCCCGUACUGCAAAAUGGAUAUCCGUCGCUGGUACUACGGUCCAGAUGUGCCCGAUGCUAUCCCGAGAUCAGGCCCUCUCAGCAAUGCACAGCACAUGCCUAUCGACUACAAUGGGGGACCAAUAGAGUCGGUCAUAUCGAUCCCAGACGAUGCCACUAUGGCUGGCCGAUCUAGGUGGGGCAGAGUGCGUGCUGCCAUGCGUCGUGCGUUUGAGCCGGAUCCCAUGAUGACUUGAGUACAUAGGUCAACGGGAGGCGGUGAAUUCCACAGCAUUUGGGUUGCACCAGGCAUCUCACUCAGAUCUAGCAGGGUACAUCUGUUUGUCGUCAAGCCUUUUGUUCUUUCGUUGGGAUAGCACAACUGACAAUAAAAAGCAC
Molecule: messenger RNA, 1034 nt
Organism: Linderina pennispora
Lineage: Eukaryota; Fungi; Kickxellomycota; Kickxellomycetes; Kickxellales; Kickxellaceae
Exons: 4
Coding region: 5-892 (295 amino acids)
Biological process (GO): ubiquitin-dependent protein catabolic process
Molecular function (GO): ubiquitin protein ligase activity
Source: RefSeq, a predicted model, not a curated record